Messenger RNA from Quercus lobata, 636 nucleotides. RefSeq names its product protein TPR3-like. The transcript is spliced from 3 exons. Gene Ontology annotation, biological process: regulation of DNA-templated transcription. Bases 140 to 391 code for a protein of 83 amino acids. Lineage: Eukaryota; Viridiplantae; Streptophyta; Magnoliopsida; Fagales; Fagaceae. The record is from RefSeq and is a predicted model, not a curated record.
CGGGACAAGGCUAUUCUCAUGUGGGACUAGUGAAGGAGGAGAAUCAUACCUUGCCGAAUGGAAUGAAAGUGAGGGGGCUAUCAAGCAUGUAUAUAAUGGUCUUUGGAAACGGUCUGUGGGGGUAGUGCAAUUUGAUACAAUGAAGAACCGGUUCCUAGCUACCGGUGAUGAGUUUCAGAUAAAAUUUUGGGACAUGGAUGAUGUUAACAUCUUGACUACUACAGAUGCAAAGGGUGGAUUACCGGCUUCUCCUUGCAUUCGAUUUAACAAGGAAGGGAUACUGCUCGCUGUAUCAACAAGAGAGAAAGGAAUCAAAAUACUUGCAAAUGCUGAUGGUCUACAGCUUUUGCGUUCUAUUGGAAAUUGUGCAGUUGAUAACUCCAGAGGAUAGAAGACUUAGUUCAUGGUGCUUUUAUUGAAGUUAUGUUUGAUUGUGAGGUUGAGGACUCAUUUUCAAGUUUAUAUUAGUUAGCAAAUUCUAGAUUUUAAGGACUUUAUUAUGCACUAGGGAUUUUUAUUAUGUUGUGUUAAUUAUUUUCAUGGAAUUUGAGACAACGUGUCUGUUAAAUUCAUUAAAUUGAGUACUUAAAUUCAGGUUCUCAUACCAGGUGGGGCAUUUAAGGCAAUGUUGAAUCA